AUGCCCAAGGCUGAAGUCGGUAGUACAAAAUGGCUCUCCAACAACAUGAAGUCCAAGGGCCUGCAGAGGUUGCGCUGGUACUGUCAAGUCUGUCAGCGCCAGAUGCGCGAUGAGAACGGUUUCAAGCAGCACACUCUAUCCGAGGGACAUGUGCGCGCUAUGCUACUGGUCGGCGAGGACCCCAAGAAAUAUAUUGCUCAAUACUCGGAAACUUUCAAGAAGGACUUUUUGACCCUGCUCAGGACAUCGCAUGGAGAGAAGAAAGUCUACGCCAACCACUUUUACCAGGAAUAUAUCCACGACAAGGAGCACAUCCACAUGAACGCCACAAAAUGGCCCAGCUUGACUGAGUUCGUCAAGUAUCUUGGACGAGAAGGCAUUUGCAGAGUUGAAGAGGGAGAAAGAGGUCUGGAAAUUGCUUGGGUCGAUGACAGCCCUGAAGCACUCAGACGCAGAGAGAUGGUUCGCAAGAAGGAAGCUAUGGAAAAGGGCGACGAAGAGCGUGAGACGCGCAUGCUCGAAGCGCAAAUCAAGCGUGCACAAGAAAAGAAGCGGCAACAAGAGGAAGACGAUCGUCUAAAGCAUAAGGACCAGGACGAAGAGGUCAGGCCUAAAAAGGCUCAAGAAGGUCCUUUGUCAUUCAGUUUGGUAUUGGGAUCUAAGCCGAUCACUACAGAGUCAGCAGAGCCAGCCGCCGAAAAGGCGCCAUCUCCAAACGAGAAACCUGUCGAGACCAAAGCUGAGCCCAUUCUGGAAUUCAAAACUGGAGACGAGAAGCCGGCAGAAGCUCCUGCCGCACCUUCAAGUGCACCUAAACUUUCUCUCGACCUUGGUUCUAAACCCAAGAGGGUCAACGUCUUUGCGGCUGCAUCUAAAUCAAAGUCUAACCCUCUCAAGGAGAAGAAGGCUGCGCAAGUGGUUGAGGAGCCCAAGAAGAUGAGUGCGGCAGAGCGCAUCAUGAGGGAAGAGAUGGACAGGAAGCGCAUGCGGGACGAACGCCAAUCUGGCGGCGGAAAGCGACCUCGUCUUGGUUGA
This is a messenger RNA of Aureobasidium melanogenum CBS 110374, 1035 nucleotides long. Its product is annotated as zinc finger protein RTS2. Gene Ontology annotation, molecular function: double-stranded DNA binding. The coding region runs from base 1 to 1035 and encodes 344 amino acids. Gene Ontology annotation, biological process: DNA replication; DNA damage response. The record is from RefSeq and is a predicted model, not a curated record. The transcript has a single exon. NCBI's taxonomy places the organism in Eukaryota, Fungi, Ascomycota, Dothideomycetes, Dothideales, Saccotheciaceae. Gene Ontology annotation, cellular component: nucleus.